This is a messenger RNA of Magnolia sinica, 2135 nucleotides long. RefSeq lists its product as uncharacterized. Lineage: Eukaryota; Viridiplantae; Streptophyta; Magnoliopsida; Magnoliales; Magnoliaceae. Gene Ontology annotation, molecular function: S-adenosylmethionine-dependent methyltransferase activity. The record is from RefSeq and is a predicted model, not a curated record. Bases 77 to 1600 code for a protein of 507 amino acids. The transcript is spliced from 18 exons.
CUGUUGCUCUGCUUCCGUGUAUUAUCAUUUUUCUGAGAGAGAGAGAGAGAGGGAGAGAGAGAGAGGCUUCUGAGAGAUGUCGAAUGCAGCAGCGGGCGCAACGGAAGAAGAAGAAGAAGAGCGGCAGCGGCGUCAGAGGAAGCUGGAAGAAGCUCUUGAAGUCAAAUCCCUUAGGCGUAUCAUCAGCGCCUAUCUAAAUUAUGCAGAUGCUGCUGAAGCGGAUGUGAGAAGAUAUGAAAGAUCCUUUAAAAGGCUCCCACCUGCUCACAAGGCUCUUCUCUCUCAGUUCCCCUUAAAGUUUCAAAGACUUAGACGGUGUAUCUAUUUGAAUUCAUUUUUCAUCUUGAAUAUGCUUCAGGCAUUCGACCCUCCACUCGACAUGAGCCAAGAUACAGACAUCUGCGAACAUGAAACUCUAGAAAAUAUCCAUGAGGAUCAUAUACAAUUAGAAAAUGCCAACUUCAAAGAGAGGAAUUUUAGCUCUGGGCAGCAUGCAUCAACCAGUGGAAGAACUGCUUCUUCUGAAACUGAGCAAUCCGGCUGCAGGGAAGGGAAUGAUAUGAUCAGCAAGUCACCCAAGAGGACUGGUAACGAGGAGAUGCGAAUGGAAAGCUUCUGCGAAUCAGUUAUGGGAAGCUGGUCCCUAAGCUCAGAGUUCAAUGCAGCAAUUCAUAGUGCUGGAGGGGAUGAUGGUGUCAAGGUUGUCAAUGAUAAGGAUGGACCUUGUUCUGUUUCUGCUGCCAAUGGAGAUGUUAACUCCCCACCACCAGAUUGGUUGGAUCCGUCAUUACAGCUGAAUGUUCCUCUAGUCGACGUGGACAAGGUGCGAUGUAUUAUAAGGAAUAUAGUGAGGGAUUGGGCACUAGAGGGACAGAGAGAGCGUGAUCAGUGCUAUAAGCCUAUUCUCGAAGAGCUUGAUCGCCUAUUCCCUAAUCGGUGUAAGACAAGACCUCCAUGCUGUUUAGUCCCUGGGGCUGGACUUGGGAGGCUGGCUUUGGACAUUUCCUGUCUUGGUUUUGCAAGCCAAGGAAAUGAGUUCUCUUAUUACAUGAUGAUCUGCUCAAGUUUUAUUCUUAACCAUACACAGACUGCUGGGGAGUGGACAAUAUAUCCUUGGAUCCACAGCAACUGCAACUCUCUUUCAGACGAUGACCAGUUUCGGCCUAUUAAGUUUCCAGAUAUUCAUCCAGCUAGUGCAGGAAUUACUGAAGGCUUUUCCAUGUGUGGUGGCGACUUUGUGGAAGUCUAUAAUGACCUAAGCCAACAUGGAGCUUGGGAUGCUGUGGUGACUUGUUUCUUCCUUGAUACAGCACAUAACAUUGUCGAAUACAUUGAAAUCAUAUCAAGGAUUCUCAAAGAUGGAGGAGUAUGGAUAAACUUGGGGCCCCUACUUUAUCAUUUCGCAGAUACGUAUGGCCCGGAAGAUGAGAUGUCCAUUGAACUCAGUUUGGAAGAUGUGAAGAAGGUUGCUUUUGAUAAUGGAUUUAAAUUGGAGAUGGAGAAGACCAUUGAGACAACUUACACAGCAAACCUUCGAUCUAUGAUGCAGACUCAUUACUUUGCCGCGUUUUGGACAAUGAAGAAAGGAAAGGCUUCUUGAUACCAUCCGUGCCGUCAGAGGUCUUGAUUCUAUUCUUUCACAAUGGAUUUGUAGCAUGAAGGUGCUGCAUUCCAUAUAUAUAUAUAUUUGGAUGUUGAAACUGAGGCAUGUUUGGAUGCCCAAUUGAAUUGAAUUGCAAUAUUUCAAUUCAAUUAGGUGAAAAUGGCUCAAGUGGGAUUAGCCCAAGUCCAUUAAUAAAUAGCUAUUCAGAUAAUUUCAAGUCCAACUCGAAAUGCAUGGAACUGUUAUUAGGGGUUGGUCGUCACGAUGAAUUAAAACAGACCCACUCCUGUCUUUACCUGUCAUUCAAUUGAGUUAUUGCAAUCCAAUCUAGAUGUCCAAACGCUCCCUUGAUGUGAUUGUUGAAUUGUCAGUUUUUAGAAACAGUUAAGAGAUUUGGGUAGAAAAGGGUGAUAUACUCCAUCUGUGAAGGAAUGUAAUACAAUUAAUUAUCUUGUCCAUAUUUUUGAUGGGAUGUUCAGGUGCGGGCCAGAGAUGCAUGAAUUUCAACAGAGACGCUUAGUCAUUAUUCUAA